Salmo salar (Atlantic salmon) is the source of this 2229-nucleotide messenger RNA. Its product is annotated as tandem C2 domains nuclear protein. The record is from RefSeq and is a predicted model, not a curated record. Gene Ontology annotation, cellular component: nucleus. NCBI's taxonomy places the organism in Eukaryota, Metazoa, Chordata, Actinopteri, Salmoniformes, Salmonidae.
GGAGCAUGUCAACAGAACCAACCAGCCUUAAACCCGACGGGCACUAGGACCUAAAACGUGUCUGUGGGUUCCAGUGGAAGUUAAGGAGGAAGACAGCCUGGGAGAAUGUCCACGGUCCCAGCUCUUCUAUAGACAAGUAUUGAAAGAAGUUGUGCGUUUUCCCGGGCGGGAAUAUCUGCUUAACAGCAUGGCAAUGGAAUGUAUCAAGAACUGCUGCAAGACCUUCCUAGGCAAGGACGCUGAGAUCGAACAACAAGUGAUUACAAUGAAGAUGCCCCCAGCCAGAGCUAUCUCAGGUGUCCCCAGGAAGGGUGUAGGGGUAUCAGAGGACUAUCUCCUCUCUAAACUCCCUCAGGAUGGAAAAGAGAUCCCAUUUGUCCUCCCCACGUUCAAACCUUCCUACAUCCAACCACGAGGAUCACGUUACCUCAGCUACCAGACACCAGGGCUACACAGUUCAGCCAGGAGCACCUAUGCAGAGAGGAAGGCGGAGCUGUCAGGGGCCAGUAACAUAGUCUAUAACCCUGACUCCUCCACCAACAUGUCUCCCGGAACAACACGACACAGCAAUCUGAAAAAGAGUCCCCGGGGCUCAGAAUCAGGUGGGAAUAUGAAGACUGGGAAUCUGAGCAAAUCCAUGUUUGACUUGUCCAACUCCAACCCUCCCAGCCACAUGCAGCGUUACGACAGUGUGUCCAGUGUCCAGAGCAGCAGUGCAUCGUCCUCCCAGAGGGACUCCCUGGAGAACAGCCGUAGCCUUGAGUCCAUCACGUUGUCUGGAGAUGAGAGGGACUUGGGGAAGUUGUGUGUCCGGCUGAGUUACCAGGAGGCCCUGGAGCAGGUGUGGAUCACGUUGGUACAGUGUAAGGAUGUAUCCCUCGCUCAGAACAGCAGUGAGCAGCAGAAGAUUAGCUUUAAAGGCAUCAUCACUAUGAGCAAACCAGUACAGUUCAAGAGCUCUGUCAAGGAAGGUUCUCCGGACACAGUCUUCAUGGAGACCUUUGUGUUUACGUUGCGGCUGCAGCAGCUGCGUUGCUGUGCUCUGGUAUUCCGGCUGCAGACCCACCACCCCAGGAAGAGGACGGUGGCAGAGUGUGUCCUCUCCCUCAGACAGCUGGGCCCUGAGGAGACACAGCACUGGAUGGAGCUCAUCCCCCCUUCCAUGACCACUGUGUGUCACGCUGAGCUGCACCUGGCCACCUGUUUCCAGCCUGUUAACGGACGCAUCCAGCUGCAGAUCCUCGCUGCCCAGAACCUCCCUGUACCACUCAGGCAAGCGUUCUUUGUGAAGAUAGAGAUGCAGCAGUUGGGCAGGGUGGUGAUGAAGAAGAAGACUCACACCCUGAAGUCCUCCGGAGGUCAGCUGACCUGGACUGAGUCUUUCUACUUCCCCUUAGCUCUGGACCAGAGCUUCCUGCUGUCAGUCAAACUCUACAGCCGCCGCUCUGUCAGACGAAAACACUUCCUCGGACAGGUUCACCUUGGCUUCGACAGCCCGACGCAGGAAGCAGCAGAGCAGUGGAGGGACAGCAUGUCUCACCCCGAGAAGGUGGUGGCUGUAUGGCACAGACUCAGCGUGUCCUGAAACGCCUGUAGAAAUUCACACAGCCUGUAGAAAUUCACACAGCCUGUAGAAAUUCACACAGCCUGUAGAAAUUCACACAGCCUACAUUCAAAAUGGCACCCUAUUUCGGGGGUUCUCAAAGUGGGGUCCAAGGAGUCCGUGGCCACAUCUCAAAAUAUAUAUUUAAAAAAAAAAAAAACAUUUCUUAUGAAUAUUACUAACAACAACAGGUUAAACACAAAUUUUCGCAUAUGGAUCUAUGGAAUAAGUUUAUGGUGUGUAAUACAAUGUUAUAUUAUUAACCUACAAUUUAUGUUCUUAAAGGCCUAGUGCAGUCAAAAAUGUGAUUUCCCUAUGUUUUAAAUAUGAGGUUGGAAUAAUACUGUGAAAUUGUGAAAAUUAUGAUAAUGCCCUUUUAGUGUAAGAGCCGUUUGAAAAGACCUGAAAUUUCAUCCUGUUUUGGUGGGAUGGAGUUUUGGUCUGCCUGGAGACAUCACCAGGCGGUAAAUUAAUUAAUCAAAUCAAAUUUGCGCCGAAAACAACAAGUGUAGACCUUACCGUGAAAUGCUUACUUACAAGCCCUUAACCAACAGUGCAAUUCAAGAAAGAGUUAAGAAAAUAUUUAACAAGUAAACUAAAGUAAAAAUCAUUAAAAAGUAACACAA